This is a messenger RNA of Cercopithifilaria johnstoni, 375 nucleotides long. Lineage: Eukaryota; Metazoa; Nematoda; Chromadorea; Rhabditida; Onchocercidae. The record is from the annotation of a GenBank genome assembly.
AUGGAUAUCUUUGAUACAGAAAUUACACUCGUUAGUAUUGUUCUGCUUAUAUCUGCUGCUUACUUCAUCCUUAUUAUUAUUAUUUUCUGCUUUUGCAUUCGAUUUCAGCCACACAGGUUUAUUCAGUCCCAUAAGGUAUGCGGGUUGGAAGAGGAAACAUCGCAUGCAAUGGCAUCUUAUUUGGAUUGUUCCUGCAUCACAAAGUGUUGUCCAUGCCCAGCUUUUAGUUUCCGACAAUUCUUGAAAUCUUACUGUUUCGACUCGGAAAAACUGCGACGUAAUGUGAAUUGCGAAUGCAUACGGCCAGCCAUACAUGGUUCGCACAGUUCGGAAGGUUUAAAUUUCAUCUGCUGUCAAGUUGCUGGUAGCAGUUAA